Molecule: messenger RNA, 1350 nt
Organism: Carya illinoinensis
Lineage: Eukaryota; Viridiplantae; Streptophyta; Magnoliopsida; Fagales; Juglandaceae
Exons: 1
Coding region: 309-1091 (260 amino acids)
Source: RefSeq, a predicted model, not a curated record
UUAUUUUCUCCUCCUCCGUAGUGGGUGGCAUGCAGGAUCCAGGCAGUAUAUGAGACUCAGAGAGUGUAGCCCAACACGCUCCCCAACUUGCAAGGGUCACUUGUGCAAAAUCUUAUCCCUUCAAGAUUAUAUAACCCUAUUUUAAGAUGGCAUAAUCUUCAAGUCAAUCUAGCAAGAUCCAUGUCCAUCUUAUUAUAAAGCAUAAAAAUCAAACUUUGUAAGAAAACAAUCUAACUUGCCACUAGCCAGCUGGGUGUUUAUACGACAGCGGCCUCAGAAAAAGCAAUGCCAUACAGCUUCCUUCCAAUAUGCAAACACUAUAUAUAUUCCCCCACCAACAAUCAAAACCUUCAUCAACAAUCAAAGCCUUCUAUCCACAACUCAUUCAAGUUUCUUCUCCAGCAAUCAAAGCCUUCAUCUCUCUCUCUCUCUCUCUCUCUCUCUCUCUCUCUCUCUCUCUCUCUCUCUCUCAAAUGGGUGCUUCUCAGCAGUUUUCCUCUCUUAGCUGUAAACUAACCAUCAAACAAGCAAAACAAGUGGAAUUCAAGUCCACGGGAUCUCUCUUUGUUAGAUGCUAUAUUUCUGCAGGAAACAACAAAAGAAUUCGGCUUAACAGUCGGGAAAUCUCCUCCAGGUCCGAUCUCUCUUGGAAUGAGUCCUUCUCAUUGGAUUGCUUUGGUACCCACGACAACAUGGACAACCAAAAGCAAGAAAACGUGAUUUUCGAGCUCCGGUGGAGAAACAAAGUGCCCGUUCUUGGGAGGAAUAUUAUUGGGGGCUCAAAACUCUUGGGUAGGGCAGAGAUUCCAUGGAAAGAAGUCUAUGAGUCACCAAACAUGGAGAUGGAGAAGUGGAUCACGAUGAUUCCCACGAGUGGAUGUGUACUUGUUGAAGGUGUCAAGCCACCUAAGCUGCAAGUGGGAAUAAAAGUUGAAGUUCCUGCAAUGGUGGAAAAGGAGAGGAGGAGAUCAUCAAAUUAUGGGAAGGGAAAGAAGUGGGAUGAGUGUGGAUGCAAAGAUGGUCAUGGGCAUGGCUGCAGUUGUGAAGAUUAUAAUAUUUUUGCACUAGCGGCUGCUCUGGAGGCAUUUUAGGCGCAACGACAUAUAACAUAUAACAUAUAACAUGUAAUGGUUAUUGGUUGGUGUCGACACUAGUUUUGCCUUAUUAUUGUUUUAUUAAUUGUAUUCGGGACGUUGAGUUUUGUACUUAAGAGAUUAAUGUAUAUUUGAGAUCUUGAAGAAAUGAAAUGGCCUCAGCUUUGAUGUCUUUCCUUUCCUUAUUUUUUUUUUUUUUCGUUUUUUAAUCCUCAGUAUAGUUGAGCUAGUUUUCAUUUAGUUCGGUACAGUCCUU